AAUCCUUCCGACGAUCGCAGACGAAAGCCAUGGACGCAGCAACAGCAAACGCUACCAGACACCAACCUUCAAGUGUACUCGAUACACGAAGAUUACCGACUCGAUCCUUACAACUACAUCAGGAUCUUAGCCACGACCAAAGGUGACUUGAAUGCUUCGUUGUACUGCAAUUACUUGACCGAAGAGAGCGCGAGCGCGACCAAAGCGACGCGCAUCGAAAUCUGGGCGGAAAACUGGAUCGACUUCAACAGAGACAACAACCACAAUCCGAAUCUCCUCUCCUGCCAGAUACCUGAAGGUAAAGUCCAGCUGCACCUCAGCUCCAAACCGUGCGACGUUUCUAAAGGAACCUUCGUCUACGCCAAAGCGAGCUCGGAUCGAAAAUCGGCGAAACCGUCGAGGAAGAACAAGAUCGCGGUUUGCGUUAAACCUCUUAACUUCCUGCAGGAUAUCUCGAAGAGGUUGAUGGAAUGGAUUGAAAUCAAUAAGAUCCUCGGAGCUACGCAUUUCGUCUUCUACGUGAACAAGGUCCAUCCGAACGUGCGGCGCACCCUGAAGCUCUACACGACGAGCGACAGAAAAUUCAAGAUCAUCAACUACACUAACCUCGGCGGCUGGGAGAUCUGGCAGAAGCGCAAGAACGAGAUACUGGCGUACAAUCAUUGCUUCUACUCGAGUCUGGAUCAAGUGGAUUUCGUUUUGCCUGUAGACAUAGACGAGAUCGUUGUGCCGAGGGUCCACUACAGAUGGCAGGAGCUGAUCCAGACUCUUCCAUCCGGUUACGCCUCGUAUUCGGCGCGAAACGCCUUCUACUUUCUACCCAACAUCCUCUCCAAUCAGACGUUCUUUCGACAGACCUUCAAUCGGAGCGAUUUCAGCCCUUUGGGGGAAUCGGGGAAGAGUUUCAUCUCGACGAAGAACGCGCUCACCGUCUUCAACCAUUACGCCCUGCACAUCCUUCGACCCGGCAUCAGUCGCACCCAUUUCAUACCAGAGUCUUUGGCCCAGAUGAACCAUUACCGGGCCAAAUGCCCCGAAGAUCUGAUGCCCGACUGCCUCAAGUACACCUCUAGUCAAUUUUUCGAUGACAUCAUCCUCAAGUACAAAAACAUCUUCGAGUUCAACUACAGCAGCAUGAAGAGAUACUUGUAACACUUAAAUACAAUUAAAUAAACUAUAUAUAUAUUAGUAUAAAU
Molecule: messenger RNA, 1196 nt
Organism: Nicrophorus vespilloides
Lineage: Eukaryota; Metazoa; Arthropoda; Insecta; Coleoptera; Silphidae
Exons: 2
Source: RefSeq, a predicted model, not a curated record